Triticum dicoccoides is the source of this 834-nucleotide messenger RNA. RefSeq lists its product as uncharacterized. The transcript is spliced from 3 exons. The coding region runs from base 1 to 834 and encodes 277 amino acids. NCBI's taxonomy places the organism in Eukaryota, Viridiplantae, Streptophyta, Magnoliopsida, Poales, Poaceae. Gene Ontology annotation, molecular function: zinc ion binding. The record is from RefSeq and is a predicted model, not a curated record.
AUGGUGUCUUGGAGCGACGACUCGAGCAGUGAGGACUCCGAGGUGCAGAUCAUUUCUUCCUACGACUCCCCUAUUAAGAUCCCACCAACAAUGGAUGGCCCGUUGUUCACUGGUUCUGCUGACGAUUUGAGGGUGAUGUGCGAGCAUGGCAAGCCAGGGAAGAAAUGUGUUGCAUUCCAGGGGAUAAGCACUGGGAGGAGGUUCAUUGCCUGUGCCGUAGAAAGAGUUAAUAACUGUGGAUUAGUGCAGUGGGUAGAUGAGGAGUGGCCAGAUCAUCUGCAGAAUGCACUCCACAAACUGUGGCUUAUGUAUGAGGAUAGCAUCCAGGCCAAUAAGAUGGCAUGCCUUGAGCAUUCAUUUACUGUGCACAAUCUAGCACAACAGAAAAAAGAGUUGCACGAGACUUAUGAGAAGCUUGUUGAAGAUGUGAACAACCUCUUGGAUUCUCAGGAUAGUCUGCCACAUGGAACUGAUAUGAAUAUUGCUGACAGCAACAUGGAAAAGGAUGCUGAGAUCAAAAAAUUGAAGGCAGUUGUUGAUCAGUUGAAGUGCAUUCAUGUUGCUCAAGCCAAUGUCAUUAGGAAUUUGAAGUUCAAUCAUCUGAAAGAGAAGGAAAAGAUGAGCUCUGAUAAGAGGACUUUGGAGUUUAGCUUUGCUGACCUGAAGAAAGAGAAGGAGAAGCUGGAUUGUUACAUUGUUGAGUUGACUAAAGAGAAGGAGAAGUUGAGCAUUGAGAAGAGUACUUUGCAGUGUGAUGUUGCUGACCUGAAGAAAGAAGGUGAAAGUAACAAGAGGAAGCUGAAGGAAAUCAAGGGUAUUUGUGGUGAAGAAUAA